AUGGCUGCUGCUCAGAUUGACGGAUUCAAGCGUUUCGUGGAGGUCGGCCGCGUCGUGUACUUCACAAACGGACCAUACACCGGCAAGCUCGCCGUCAUCUCUGAGAUCAUCGACCACAACCGGGCGCUGAUUGACGGCCCCGAGACUGAGGUACCCAGGCAUGUUGCUUCGUACAACACCCUGACCCUGACACCUUACAUUGUCGCCGGUCUCCCUCGCUCAGCCAAGAGCACAGCUGUCUCCAAGUUCUGGAAGAAGUCUGGCGUUCAGGCCAAGUUUGAUGCAAGUGCAUACGCAAAGAAGCUUGCUGCCCGCAAGACGCGUGCAGGUCUCUCUGACUUCCAGCGAUUCCAAGUGAUGAAGCUCCGCAAGCAGCGCAAGUACGAGGUGGCUGUCAAGGCGUCAAAGGCUUAA
Protomyces lactucae-debilis is the source of this 414-nucleotide messenger RNA. RefSeq names its product 60S ribosomal protein L14. Gene Ontology annotation, molecular function: RNA binding; structural constituent of ribosome. Gene Ontology annotation, cellular component: cytosolic large ribosomal subunit; ribosome. The coding region runs from base 1 to 414 and encodes 137 amino acids. NCBI's taxonomy places the organism in Eukaryota, Fungi, Ascomycota, Taphrinomycetes, Taphrinales, Protomycetaceae. Gene Ontology annotation, biological process: ribosomal large subunit biogenesis; translation. The transcript has 2 exons. The record is from RefSeq and is a predicted model, not a curated record.